Messenger RNA from Agrilus planipennis (emerald ash borer), 5404 nucleotides. It is a transcript of the gene Gapvd1, whose product is annotated as receptor-mediated endocytosis protein 6 homolog. Lineage: Eukaryota; Metazoa; Arthropoda; Insecta; Coleoptera; Buprestidae. Gene Ontology annotation, molecular function: small GTPase binding; guanyl-nucleotide exchange factor activity. Bases 527 to 4879 code for a protein of 1450 amino acids. Gene Ontology annotation, biological process: regulation of GTPase activity; vesicle-mediated transport. Gene Ontology annotation, cellular component: cytosol; endocytic vesicle. The transcript is spliced from 16 exons. The record is from RefSeq and is a predicted model, not a curated record.
UGUUUAUAAAAUUGAAAGCAAAUAAAUGUAAUACAGUUGUAUAACACGUGAUAUUAAUAUUGCUUUUUUAAGAACGUAACACUACAAAAUGUUGUUGAUAAUGGAACUACUUUAUCCGAUCGGUAGACACAAACCAUUGUUACCAGUACAUAUCAUAUGUUGUUGUACGAUAUACAUCGGUUAUUUGUGAUCUCUUGUAGUUAUUACAAUAUGUUUACUGUUAGAUGUCUGUGGGUGUAUAACAUGAUACAGUUACUUUUAUAAAAAAAAAUAAACAAGAACUUUCAUUUCUGUCGAUUAGCUUUUAUUGUUGAUAUUUAUUAAAGGUAAAAAUAAAGUCAUGUGUUACAGUGGUAUUAACGAAGCAAUACGUUUACUCCACAAAAUAUUAUGUAUUAGAUGCUGAAAGAAGAAUAAAACUUGUAGAUUGUAUCUAAGAUUUGCAAAAAUUUUACACAGUUACUUAUAAAACUGGAUAUAAGUUUAUCUCCCGAGGUUCAUCAUUUAAAUAUCAAGUACAGUUGUAAUGGAUAAAAGAAAAGACAUGGAUAACAUUGAUUCAAAAGCAAUCGAUAUUAUAGAACUGAUAACUCAGCUGCGUAAUGAGAGGUUAUUUGUUGUUUCUGAAUUAAAAGCAAUAAAAGCAGCAAAUGAAAAAGUUAGAGAGAUAAUUGAUAAGUUAACUCAAGCUGCAUGGAUGAAUUUACAAAAGCGUAUUAUUUUAAAUAUGUUGGCAAUGUCCAGUUCCAAAGCUACUGCAAUAAAGUGUUGGCAAAAUCUAAAUAACUUGACCAACACUGUAUUUGUUCAUGCCAAGGAUGUAUUGAAUCAGGAAACAAGUCAGUUUGGAGAAUUACUGCAAAUUUUGAGAUCCAAGCCAGAAAUGUUAUCCCAUUUACUGGUAUUGGGUAUCACUGAAAGUUCUUUACAAGAGGAAGCUAAAAAUGUGAUCAACAGCCUAACUUCCGGAUUGUAUGGUGCUUUACUUUUACCUGAAGAUGUAAGCCUCGUACUGAGUUUACUGCAACACCUUGCCAAGUUAGAGUUAGUGACAGCAGAUAAUCCUCGCAGGAAGCUUCGCCGAAAAUGUUGUGCUUUCUCCCAAUUAUAUUUCCUUUUUCAUGAAAAUUUACCAGCAGCAAAACUUUUUUUAACUGCAGCUCUUCGUAAGCCUAUCAUGCAAGUGAUUGCAAAAAAAGACGGCUACCUCGACGUCGAUCCAGAAAAGACGUUGUCUCGAUUUAUGCAUAAAAAAACUAAUACUAGGUGCCUUUCAGAGGAUGAGGAAAUUGGUCAGUUUAGAAGAAAAACUGUAGAUGAACUCGUUUAUUUUGCUACGUAUUUUAUUCGUUCGAUUAGGGAAAGCAUUAAUUGCUUCCCCGGUUCGUUUGCUUGGCUUAUCGGGCAUGUAUCCGACCUGAUGACCAAAACUUACGGCAUUCUUUCGAGAGAGGUUCGAGAAGUUAACACUGACCUGAUAUUCACUCUCUUUAUUUGCCCUGCUAUAGUGCAUCCCGAAGCUUACGGCAUUUGCGAUAUAUCUAUUUGCGAGGUGGUGAGACAUAAUCUUAUGCAAGUGGCGCAGAUACUUCAAGCCAUUGCUCUUUUUAACUUUAACGAUCUCGAGCCCAAAUAUGCAGACUUUUACGCUCUUUUUGAACAAGAAUCCGUCUAUGACAUCAUUGGCGAUCUCUUAAAAAAUUCUACAAACGAGCAUGAACUCGGUAUAGAUCAUGUGCCAGAAGUAGCUCGAACAAGUGUCUUAUUUACCCUGGAAGAGCUUCAUAAUCUAGUAGCUUUUUUACAAAAAGCCAUUACUGUGGCCAACUUGUCUGACGAUCAGGACGGUCCUAGAAAAUACCUGCUUCAAUCGAUCAGAAAAUCGACCUGUUUCCCUUCAUUAAAACUGAUAACGUUCCUAUUAAAUAACCUUAUAACAGUACAGCAACAGCAGCAGUCUUCUGAAAUUAACAGGUCAUCUCUGAUUACAAAGAGCGGUGGAAAAGGGACUCAAAAAAAGAGAAGCAGCUCACCUAAUGGCGGUAGCGGAAAUAAAGUAAAACCUACUGCUGUUCUUGUGAUACCAAUUCAUCAGGAUAAAAUCCAGCACAUCGGAUUAUUACCAGAACAUAAAGUUGUCGGAAUCGAAUCGACAGAUGAAGAUAAUGACCGAUCACCAAACGAAUUGGAACCUCCAGAAAAUCAAACCGGAUCGACAAUUGGUAUAGCAUCUUCUGCAAUCGGGUCGGAAAAACGAAUUCGUUUUUCUCGGUCACACGAUGAAAGUUCUGUUGGAAACACUUCUGAUAAUUUAGAGGCUGUAUCGGAAGCGGCUAGUAAUCACUCUGUUGACAGUAGUGUUGAGCUUGAGAACGAGGAUCAGAAUGACAAUUUGUCGGACAUGAUUUCUGCAAACGUGUCAGGUCGAGGAACUCCAAAUAUUUCAGGACGCGAUACUCCAAGUUCUCAAGUAAACGACGACGAAGAAGGCGAUGUUGUUGAAGAACCUCGUGAAGCAAUAGAACAAGAAGCUACAAUUGAAGUUCCUGAACCGCCUUUACCUCCUGCACGUCGCCAAGUUCAAAUCAUCGACAAACAUACGCAGAACGAAAUAGAUGACAAGUUUUGCAAGUUUGAAAUCAAGAGAAUUUUAGAGGGCGAGGAAACCAGAUCCAUAAUAUCCGAUACAUGGAGUACAGAUGUGUUGGCGUCUGAUUGUGAGACAAUCGAUGGUAACGAUGUACGUGGAGAUCAACAGAAUAUUAACCUGAUUAUGGAAACGGGCACUUUGAUAGGAUCUGCACCUCCCAGUGGCGGUACACCGCUUUUGGACAUGUCCGAAACGAAAAGCGAAAGUGGCUGGUCGACUGACGUUCUUGCUUCCGAUAGCGAACGUUUAACCGAAGUUGACGCAGACGAUAUAAGCGUUGCUCGUCUUGAAGAUGCUGUAAGCAUUGGACGGUCUGACGACGGAGCUGGUGCUAUCACUGAAGCGAAUUCUGCUAAAGUAACUGAACAUUUAAAAGUAAAUGUGCUCGAUCUUCCUUGUCGUUCUUCGUCCAUUUCCCAAGACGAUGUAAAUAGUCGAGGUAGGUGCAAUUGCCAGCGCUGCGUUUUGGAGUAUUCAGUUGCUGGAACCAAUACAAGUGCAACCACUGUUGCCUAUCAGUCGAUAAAUAAUUUCUUACAAGACGCGGAUGACGGAUCCGAACGACCAGAAGUUCGUUCUUCAAAAAGCUCUUCGGUUCAGGAUCAGCAACGUCUUUCGAACAACUCCGAAUACAAUUCGAAUAGUAGCAGCAGUUGCAGUACUAGUAGUUUGGAGUCUCAUAAUAAGGAUUCACAAAUGGGUGAAAAGAACGAGGGAAACGAAGUACGAGUUAUAAAUACGACACCGAAAAAACCCGAAGGUAGUUUUGCUUCAUCAGUUUUGAAGUCAACAUCACUAAACGGCGCUAUACCGAAAAGUAUAAGUUUUGACAUGACUGCCGAAAAAGGUUCAGACGACGAGCAGAAAGAAAAAAGAAGUUUUCUCGGAAAGUUUAGAAUCGGGUUCAGAAACAGACGCGCAAAAACGAUGCGUGAAGCAGAGGAAGUACAAAUGACAAAUGCAAAUACAGUAGGCCCAACCCUUCGAAGAACAUUAAGCGAGGAAUCGUCUAAUUUUUCAUUCACAGGAAUGUGCGAUGACAUCUUGGCUAAGUAUCGUAAAACGGUCGGUGAUGGUACUAAUUCUGAGGUAAAGGUGACUGUUUUGGAUAAUGCAAAAGUCACAGAGAGAAAUAAAAGUCCGUCGGCUUCAUGUAGCGAUGAGCACGACAAGAAUCUCGGUUUUUCUAACGUAAAAAAAAAACUAAGGCUAGUUCUAAGCAACUCGUGCGGUUACCAUUCAACAAUUCGCGUGGGUGGAACUGGUCAGGUUAAGUCCGAUUUAGAAUCCUAUUUGCAAUUGGAAUUGGCCAAGGCUCAUAAGUUAAAGUGUAGGUCGUCGGCCCGAAUAGCGGAAGCCCUGCGGUGCGUGAAGAUGUUUGAUGAAGAAAAUUGCCACAAGUUGUGCACAAUUUUGAAAGAAGACUACUGUCAGCGUUCUGUUUACAUUCAGUACCUUAUUCAAUCCCGACAGUUGCUUCUUUCUAUACUAGCGUUUUUAGAAGGGUUGAGUGAACAGAUAGAAAGUGAAAAGGAACUCUCAUCCAGUUACAUGGCCACCACAUGUGUAAAGUUUUUCUUGGAACGGCACGAGAUUGAAAUGGCUAAAUUUAAAAAGGAAUUCUCGCAGCUUACGAUGGUAGAUGAAAAAUGCUUCCACCUAAAAGAAUUUCUUCAAACACUGAACUUACUUAUACGUAAAGAAACCGUUUGGCAAGACGAUAUGGAAUUGGUUGAGGUGGCUAUGGAGCGGUCGGUUAUUAACGAAGUUUACUACAAUGCCCUGUACCCUAACGGAGACGGCGAUAAAGAUAGAGACAGCGUGCUACGGGAUCACUUGCAAAAGCUGUCAAAAGUGAUCAAUCCGAAUCACAAAGAUCUCAUGAUAAGUCCGUGUUUCCAGCAUGAGUGUCCGUGGUUGCCGGCACAGGAAGCGCUUCAAGAUAUGGCAUCUUAUCGAACGCCUCGCGACAAAGUCUCAUGCGUUCUAAGAAGCACUAUGGCAAUCAAAGACCUGUUGUCUUUAAUCGGUAGCAAAAUACCCACCGCAGAUGAUUUUACCCCUAUUUUAGUCUAUGUCAUAAUUAAGGCAAAUCCACCAAGUCUUUUGUCAACUAUUCAGUACGUAAACGGAUUUUUUGGUGACUGGCUGCAAGGGGAAGAUUUGUACUGGUGGACGCAAUUUUGUGCUGCCGUCGAGUUCACAAAAACGAUGGACUAUUGUGAUUGAUACCAGUAAUUGCCCCUUUUUAUGUCCUUUGUCUUUCGUUAGAGAAUAAUAAGAUGAACAGCUCGCUACGUGUAUUUUCUUUUAUACUGAUUUGAAAUUCGUAGAAGAGGAAGAAAGAAAAGGAGAAUAUCUUCGAUAGACCAGGUAUCGUAAGUUUCAUUUUAAAAGUCUUUUAAAUUGCAAAAAUGCAGCAUUUUGUUAAAUAUUUUUCUUUGUAUUUCAAAAACGAUCCAAUUUUCCGAAAUUAAUUUUGUACUGUAUAGAAUAAUACCUAUGAAGAACUUACUAAUGUAAUACGACAAUGAUUACGGUAAUGACCGCAAAUUUAAUUGAAAAAUACUCUCGAAACAAGGAAAAGGCAGGCAAACACAAACACACAUACAUACACACACACACACACGCAUUAUAUAUAAAUACAAUAUUUCUAAAAACGGUCUGUUACAAAGAAAGAGAUGAAUAGACAAUAUAUGUAAUAUACAUAUAAAUAUUAAUAUAUUAUUUUAGCAAUAAAAUUUGCAGCGUUUA